AUGAGCGGAGCUACGCUGGCAAACUCCAGUGCGGUAGUACUAUAUCGCGACUCACUGGGCAAAGCAGUGGUGAAGAACGUCAUCGUGCUGGUCAUCGGACUCUCCAUCAACUACAUCAAUGUCGGCCUCAUGUACACCUUCUGCAAGCACCACAUCUUCUACCUGAACCCCCGCUACAUCCUGUUCUUCCACCUGGUUGUGAACGACAUGAUCCAGAUGAGCGCCACCAUCUUCCUCUUUGUCUUCAGCUUCACCUUGUACCGCAUCAGCGUGAGAAUGUGCGCCAGCUUCAUCCUGAUGGCCGUCAUCACCUCGGAAAACACGCCCCUCAACCUGGCCUGCAUGGCGGCCGAGUGCUACGUGGCCGUCUGCCUGCCGCUCCGCCACGCCCGCUUCUGCACCGUCAGGAGGACCCUGCUCCUCAUCGCCGCUAUUUGGGCCACCAGCUUCUUCUCCACCUUCCCGGAUCUCUUCGUCACGCUGGCCACCGAGCCCGCCGAGUUCUUCUCCACCAAGGUCUUCUGCCUUCGAGAAACCGCCUUCCCCAAUCCGGAGUUGACCCGGAAGCGGGACAUCACCUACAUCGUCUAUUUGGUCCUUGUCUGGUCGGUCAUCUUCUUUUUGUACUUCAAGAUCCUGUUCACGGCGCGGUCGGCCAGCAAGGACACCAGGAAGGCCAGGGGGACCAUCGUCCUGCACGGCGUUCAAGUCCUGCUGUGCAUGACCAUGUACGCCUUGCCGCUGGUCAGGGAAGCUCUUUUCCGUUGGUUUCCCAAGAACUACUCGGACUCGCUCUUCGCCUGCUACAUCGUCGUGCAGAUCCUGCCUCGAGCCAUCAGCCCCAUCAUAUACGGCGUGAGGGACAAGUGCUUCCGCAAGUACCUCAAAAACUACCUCAUCUGCAGGAAGUGA
Messenger RNA from Nerophis lumbriciformis (worm pipefish), 912 nucleotides. The record is from RefSeq and is a predicted model, not a curated record. Lineage: Eukaryota; Metazoa; Chordata; Actinopteri; Syngnathiformes; Syngnathidae.